Messenger RNA from Bursaphelenchus okinawaensis, 2084 nucleotides. NCBI's taxonomy places the organism in Eukaryota, Metazoa, Nematoda, Chromadorea, Rhabditida, Aphelenchoididae. The record is from the annotation of a GenBank genome assembly.
AUGAAGUGGUAUAUUGCUUUACUGCUCUGCUGUUUAGUGCAGUCAAUCAAUUGUAGACCAUCGUACAACUAUGAGGAAUACGUACUACUUGAUAGUAGGUUGAAGUACUUUUAAAAAAUUUUCUUUUUUUGAAUCUAAACCAGUCUUAACUUAAGUUACCAUUUUUUAAUCCGAUUUAAACAUAUAUGUUUUGUUAUCUUUUACUGUUGUAGACCCUUCAAUAAAAGACUUUCCUGAUGCCAUUACCAAGGAACAAAAGCCAAUGAUUCCUGUAGAAGAUUCAGCAGAAAUGUCAGAAGAAGAUGAAGAAGGCCAAGUAAUACCUACCGAAACUCCAGUUGAAAAAGCUGAAGCUCCAGAAGAAGAUGGAGAAGGUCAAUUACUACCUACGGAAACAACACUUAAAGAAUCUGAAGCCCCAGAAGAAGAAACAGAAGCCACCAACUGUACCAUUCCGUUGGAAAGCUAUUGGUCCGAACAGGCCUUAUUAUUUGCGUUUUAUCGUCUCUGGCCCUUAAUGACCAACUACAGCGUUCCGAUUGACACCAUGAUCAACGAAGUUCACGAAGAUUUGAAGAAUCGUGUUUUCAUGGAAUACAUGGACCCAGAAUCCAAAAUCAUUCAUGCUGUAGAUAACGAAAUGGGUAUAAGAACUUUGAGAUUCGAUGAAGUCAAUCCAGACGAGAGCUUGGUUCUAAAGCUGUUGAACGGAUUAAUGCGAUUCGUAAAGCGUCUUGUUAUGAUGGCCAUCAACCGAGGUAAACCACAAGUUGAAGUCACCAAAGAAGACUAUGCACUUCUAAAGCUGUACAUAAAAUCAAAAUAUUCGGAUACUUACCAGGAGAUCGUAGAGAAUUUGAAGUCACAACGCAAUGCUACAGUCAGUGUGGAACAACUUCAGUCAGCGUACGAAGACGUUGGUGGUAUUGCUGCACGUGAAUCGUCUUACUACUUCCUCACAUUCGUCAAGGCUUAUUUUAAGUACAAUGACAAUGUUGAUAAUCCCAAACUUUUUAUCACAUUUCACAAUUGUGUUGUCGUGUAAACCAACUGAAUAAAUAUGAACAUUCAGCUUGAGAAUAAUAUUAUGUUAUAAUACCUUGUGCUUUGUAUAUGCUAACUAAAGAAGUUUUGAAGGCGUAAGAGAUUAUACUAAAAAGUAAAAAACCUGAAACCCAAGUACAUAUUUAAAAAUUGCUGAAAAAAAAAAAUUUCAAAAAGGUUAAAUUGCCUGCAAUUACAAUAUUGUGCAGACCCGUUUUAUUCUAAUAUGAUAGCAACUUUAACAUUGAUAAACAGCGAGAAAAUAAUAAAAUUUAGAUCUAAAUUAAAGCUCAUAUCCUAGAUUAACUUUUGAUAGUGAUUUCAUCAACUUUUACAGUGUAAAAGACUUCGCCGGAUAAAAACAAGAAAAGGAAUAGUUAUAUAAAUCUAAAACAAUAUUCUGUUGUUUGAAAAACAAUGUAGAAAAACUAAAAACAAUAAAAACAAAAAAUUUUAAAAAAUAGUAGCUGGAACUAGCUGUAAAACAGCAUAAAACAGAUGUUUUACAUUCCAAAAAGUCAAUCGUGACAUUCCGCAACAUCAAAGUGUCACAAAGUCGAAAGAAUUGGCGGAUUUCGCAACAAAAUUCAUUGAAAUGGCAACCCUCAAGGUAUCUCUGAAGCCAAGACCAACCAGAUUCCGAGUUCAAGUUCUUCACCGGCCUCUGAUUCCAUUGGACAAGAUGUUCAGCAUCAAAUUCUUGACAUACGCUGCUGGGAGAUUGCUCUACGAAUACAGUUGCAUUGGAAUGUUGUUCUUGUUGAAAGUCUUGUUGUUUAUGAUCGUAUUCCCAGGAGCCACCAGCAUCGUAGUUAUUUCGAUGCUUCUGAAGAGUGUUGGAUUUGUAUGAAGCUGUUUGGCGGUUUUCUAACAUUUUACAUCAUGUAGGUAACGGAUUUUGUUGGUUUUUUUUGUUGUUUUAGGUAAAAAAUUAGUGGAAAUAGGGUUUGUGAUGAUCAGAGUAAGGUAAUACACUGCAUUUUAUUGUAUUUUUAAUUCAAUUUUGUGUUUUCAGACGCCAUUUUAAGUAUUCACACUGA